Oncorhynchus masou masou (cherry salmon) is the source of this 6663-nucleotide messenger RNA. Its product is annotated as glycine receptor subunit alphaZ1-like. Gene Ontology annotation, cellular component: postsynaptic membrane; neuron projection; plasma membrane. The record is from RefSeq and is a predicted model, not a curated record. Gene Ontology annotation, molecular function: extracellularly glycine-gated chloride channel activity; transmitter-gated monoatomic ion channel activity involved in regulation of postsynaptic membrane potential; transmembrane signaling receptor activity. Gene Ontology annotation, biological process: regulation of membrane potential; chloride transmembrane transport; nervous system process. NCBI's taxonomy places the organism in Eukaryota, Metazoa, Chordata, Actinopteri, Salmoniformes, Salmonidae. The coding region runs from base 850 to 2280 and encodes 476 amino acids. The transcript has 11 exons.
GGCAAUGGAAGAAGAGGCUAGUCACAUCCCGAUUUCACUCAUUUUGACAUUGUUGCGAGGAAUUUAAAUGCAAGAAGACGAAAACGAGUUGUGAGUCCCGAACUUGACCGGACAAUGGAAGUAGCUCUCUGCAGCAGUUCCAACUCACCCCUGGGAGUCAACUACCGAGACACAGAGAGUACCUGCAGAAAAACAUCAGUCAGCACCUCAGGGGUAACUACAACUACGUGUGGCUUGAAAGCAACACCUCUGUUUUUGGGAUGCAUAUAAGAGAAAGCGUAAAGAAAAAAAACACUGACUACGUAUGUAUAUAUUUCGUGUAACAACUGUGGAAUUCCGCCACUGUUCUAUGCGUAAGGGAUAUACAACCACGUAGUUAAACCUCUCCUGAGAUUGAGACAUUCAUUGAGACGCAGAGCACAUACAUUCUCACAUUUAUCACUGAAGGAGGCAAUGUUCAAAUUCACAAAUUCCCCUUGUAACACAACCCUAAUUGCCGCUUAGGAUCGCAAAGAAUAAACGUCGGAAAUAUCUGUGGUAUCGUAGCCUAACGUGCUGUACCAUCAAAGCAACAAUAACCUGGGCUGAGUGAAAUCCCGCAAACCGGGUCUGCUGCUGUCCGUGGUCCUGAAAAAAUACUCAUUAUUUGGGUUAUCCGAAUCAGUAACGGCGGUCUAAGAAGACGGUUUCAUGGCCUGGGCGGUUAUGAAAAUCUUGUGGUUUUCUUGUGACUCUGGAAUCUGAAAUAAAAGCAACAGAAGAAUUGCCUACCUACCUUGGAGGUCCGAAAUCAUUCAAGGAAUUGGAAUUCUACUCCUAUUGGUGCUCCUGGAGCUGUAGGUAGCCCGAAUGAGACCGGCAAAAAUGUAUCGAAUAAACGCUCUCGGGAUCUAUUUGUGGGAAACAAUAGUAUUUUUCAGCUUGGCAGCCUCUAAAGAAGCCGCGGCUCGAAAAGCCGCCUCCCCGAUGCCUCCCUCUGAGUUCCUGGACAAACUCAUGGGCAAAGUUUCGGGUUACGAUGCAAGAAUCAGACCUAAUUUCAAAGUUGCAGGGGUCCCCCCGAGUGGAAGAGACCCACAAGGCCCCAAAACAGAAGCUUCUCACAAGAAAGGUCCCCCUGUAAACGUAACGUGCAACAUUUUUAUUAACAGUUUUGGGUCCAUCGCUGAAACAACAAUGGACUACAGAGUAAAUAUCUUCCUGAGGCAACAAUGGAACGACCCCAGGCUGGCCUAUAGUGAAUACCCCGACGACUCUCUCGACCUGGACCCGUCUAUGUUGGACUCUAUCUGGAAACCUGAUUUGUUCUUCGCCAACGAAAAAGGCGCCAAUUUCCAUGAGGUUACGACUGACAACAAACUACUAAGGAUUUCAAAAAAUGGGAACGUAUUGUAUAGUAUUCGAAUAACACUGGUCCUGGCCUGUCCCAUGGACUUGAAGAACUUCCCAAUGGACGUACAGACCUGUAUCAUGCAGCUGGAGAGUUUCGGCUAUACGAUGAAUGAUCUCAUAUUUGAGUGGGAUGAGAAGGGAGCCGUGCAGGUCGCAGAUGGGCUGACGUUACCUCAGUUUAUACUGAAAGAGGAGAAAGACCUGCGAUACUGUACCAAGCACUACAACACAGGAAAGUUCACUUGUAUCGAGGCUCGUUUCCAUCUGGAGAGGCAGAUGGGCUAUUACCUGAUUCAGAUGUACAUCCCCAGCCUUCUGAUUGUCAUUUUGUCCUGGGUGUCCUUCUGGAUCAACAUGGACGCUGCACCUGCCAGAGUGGGACUGGGCAUUACCACCGUGCUCACUAUGACCACCCAGAGCUCCGGCUCCCGAGCCUCCCUCCCCAAGGUGUCGUAUGUGAAAGCCAUUGACAUCUGGAUGGCCGUGUGCCUCCUGUUUGUCUUCUCGGCCCUGCUUGAGUACGCUGCUGUGAACUUCAUCGCUCGGCAACACAAGGAACUGCUGCGCUUCAGGAGAAGGAGGCGACACAUGAAGGAGGAUGAGGGCGGUGAGGGCCGGUUCAGCUUCACCGCCUAUGGCAUGGGCCCUGCCUGCCUGCAGGCCAAAGACGGCAUGGCCAUCAAAGGGAACAACAACAACGCCCCGACCGCCACUGCCGGCCCUCAGGAGAAAACGGUGGAAGAGAUGCGCAAGCUCUUCAUCGGCCGCGCGAAGAGGAUCGACACGGUCUCUCGCGUGGCUUUCCCGCUAGUCUUCCUCAUUUUUAAUAUUUUCUACUGGCUCGUAUACAAGAUCAUCCGAAGCACGGAUGUACACCAGAUGACGUAAGCAAGGGAAGAGAGAGAGUUCAAUACCACACCAUCCUGCUCCCAAACCCCAAUACUCCUCGCUCUUCACUUGCUCACUUGCUUUUGGUGGCUAUCGCCUUGGCAAAGGUUAUUUAUCAAUAUUUGUUCUUUUCUUUUCUUUCCCUCCCUCUUUUCUCCCUAAUAAUCCGGACCAAUGCAAAUAGCAAUGCAGUAAAAUGCAUGAUAUAUGAAUGUGGCAAAAUAUUUACAAAAUCAGUAAAUAUUACGACUUUUACCGAUACAUCCAAGAACUUUGGAAUUUAUGAUAACUGAGAAUUUUAAAAAAAGGAAGAGCGAGAGAUUCUCUUCUAAGAAGUGUUCGUUUUUUUUCGCAACUCGAAGAAGACAAAUACUGCAUUAUAAAGAAGGAGAAUUUGGUGAAACAUACAGCACUGUAAUAUAGUAUAUAUCUAUCAUACAUUUAAAAAACGGUUAUUUCUUCGAAAGGCAGGCAGGCGUCUGGAUGGAACACGAGGGAUGGAUUUUUAAAAGGAUUCUAAGAUUGUUCUAAGAUGAUUUAGUGAUUCCAUGAAUGAAGUGAUGCAAGGAUCAUAUGUCCUAUAUAUCUCAAUUAGCUUCAAUGUGUGUUGCAAGCACUUGUCAAACGCUCCCUGAGCCCUCAACAGAAACUGAGAGGUGGUUGAUGCUGCUAUCAACUAUAUGAAGGAAACUUGAUGAGUCAAAAUACUAUUCUAUUGUUUCUCACCGCUGUGGUCAACGUGUUCCUCUGUCUGCCCUUAACUUCAUUUUCUUAAUUGCAUAUCGUUUUUUUAAUUAGCGUGCUCAGUAUACAUCAUGUUGCUGUAAUCAGCUCAAGCUCUUCUUGGGAACUCUAAAGUCGAAUUCUAAAGGGACAUUUGCCAUCAUUCACAUAUCGUCAUUGUUGCAUUUCUUAAUUUAUUUAUGCAUGUGCUAUUUUAAGGAUUUGGUACUUCAAUCAAAAUAUGAUUAAUUAAGAGUAAAUCUGGAGUGGACAAGCAUUACAAAAAUCCUGAUUCUUCCUCCUCAUUUCAUUGAAGCUAUACUGUUAACAUUUGUUUAGUUCUUUUCGUAGCUCAUUGUUCAUUACCCAGGUACAGUAAGAUACCUGGCAGGUCGAUGGAGGAAAAAUGUAGUGAGUUAAGAUUUAACAAGAAAACACCUACUGUCCCUUAAACAAUUAUUACCAUUGAUGCAUAUACCCACAUGAAUAAUGUAGCUUUAAAAAAAAUGUGUUAUUAUAAUAAUUUACAAAAUAUGCCUAAAGAUAUUCACUCAAAAAUCAUGGAAAAAAGUUUGCUACUUUAACAGCAAUGAUUAACACAAUGUUCUCAUUGGUGUACCAUACAGUACAUUUUAUAGUUCACACAACUACACGAUUCUGUGUAACUGAUUCAUUUAUUCAAGAGGCUUGAUUUAAGAUACUGAAAUCCAUUACUUCUCACCAAGCUUUUCUAUGCAAUAAUUAAUAUAUGCAAUAAUUUUUUAUUAGCUUUACCAUUUACAAAACAUUAUCAUGAAUUGGUUUGAACUUGUGUGACAUCAAGGCUUUUAAUCUCAGAUAUUACAAAUCACAGUGCUCAUAUUUCCAAUGGUGGACAUACAUACAUACAUACAUACAUACAUACAUACAUACAUACAUACAUACAUACAUACAUACAUACAUACAUACAUACAUACAUACAUACACACACAUACAUACACACACACACACACACACACACACACACACACACACACACACACACACACACACACACACACAUACAUACAUACAUACAUACAUACAUACAUACAUACAUACAUACAUACAUACAUACAUACAUACAUACAUACAUACAUACAUACACAAGGCCUUCAUAUCUACAUCCCCAAGCAUAAUGUAAACUAUUCACCCUCCUCCUAGGCCCAUCAUUCUAAACACAAUCACAUUCAACUACAAGCAGGCCAAGCUACAGUGGCUUUUCAUAUUGCAUAUUUAAGACUCUCUGCUCUCUGUAGCCCCACCUCUGGGACAUUGUUUAGCUAGCCUAAAGUGCUGUCACCAAGCCCCAGAAAUAAAGACUACACUACUGCUACCACAGGAAAUAUGGCCUGCGACACAUUGUCAUGGAUGGGAGAUGGGAGACUCGGACACAGUGGAAAUAAACACUGGUCAAGUGAGUUUUUUUUUUACAUUUAACUUCAUUGCCAAAUGUUAUUUUCCUCUAUUUUAUUCCAAACCAAAUAAGUAUUUUGUUAACCUAUGAUCAUUGCCUUCCUGGUUCGGUUUUGAAUAUGACGACAUAAGGGGAAAGAUGCCAGAACACCUUUGCAAACAAUAUUAUGCACUGGUUCAGGAUAUUGUUUAGGUUUUGUUGUCGUAACUUAGAUUGAUUCAGUUCUUUCCAUUGACUUCCCAGUGUGUGGAUAAAGUGCUUCCAUUUAUUUUUGUGGUAAUAUGAUGCUAUUCAAUUAACAAUAUUAUAUAUUUUGAUAUGAAAUGUUUUCUCUGCUUCUUCAUCCCUGUUUUCUUCUUCUUCUUGAAAAGUGUAAUCCAUUACUUUUUUAACAUGUCAUAGAUGUUUCGAAUGUGUUAAUGACAGUUUGAGGUGGUUUGAUGUUUAAGGCUUGAUGGACUUGCACAAGAGAUUAGAACCAUAUUUAAAAUUUCGGUCAACUAUUUCUUAAAAUGUAUAUUAUCUUCCAGUAAUUCAUACCUUCGAGUUGAGGCAGUAUUUGUCAAAAACGUAUUGAUGUGUGUUUUCACAGACACGGUCGAUGGGGUAAAUUGAUUUGAAGGGCUAUCCUUUUCUAUUCGUUUUAUUUUAUCCCAGCAAAUUAACUUUCAACAUGUAUAACAUUAUGCUUUACCCAAAACUAUGCAUUUAUAAAAGUUCAUUGCUUAAAAGGGGUUAAAAGGUUUUGGUAAAACAUCAGCACAGUAAUCAUAUGUUUUGAAAGUGACAAAAGAUUUGAUAGUUAUUCGUUUGGCCACAAUAUUUUAGCACAGAUUUUGACCAUGAAUCUUUCCUCAGUUUUGACUUCCUCAGACAAAACUAUCCAUUAAAUAAAAUGUUAUCCAGUGUUGAAUAUGCAACAAACUAGCAACUAAUCAUAUCAUGUACCUCCACUCAACCACCAUGAUAUUCACUCAUCCAUUCAAUAGUAAUAGAUUGAACUCUAUGCCCUGACCAUGUGAAGGAUCACUGCACUUGAGACAAUGCUAUAUGGAUUUAUUGUAACCAAUUGCUUAAUAAGGUGCAUUAUUACUUGCGCCCUGUCCAGGGCGUGUACUUGUACAUCAAGCUGCCUCAUGCUACAGAAACAGGAGAUAGGCUCCAGGGUUGGGGUCAAUUCCUAUUUAAAUUGAAUUUUAAUUCAAUUGAGGAUUGUCCUGGAAUUUGAAUUGAAUACAUGGGACAUGAAUAGGAAGAAGGAAUUGAAUUGUAAUUGAAUUUCUGGAAUUUACCCUGACCCUGAUAGGCUCCUGCCCUACGGGACAAGGGGCAGGGGCUCGGACAAGGCUUACUUUGUUUAUUAUGUUAUUCAAGAUGGAAAUGACACUUACUGCUCUGAAUAGACAACAUCAACAAGGUCUAACGUAUUCUAGAACACUGACACAUUCUACAACGAGAAUUGUAUGUUUAACUUAAUUACUCAGCAAUUCAAUGUUUAAAGUAUGGAAGUGGUUAGAAUGUUCACUGAUGGGGAAACCCUCCAUUGAACAGAUAGGACAUCCUACCCUUCAUAUCAACCUGACCUAUCAUAAUGUCAAAUAUUAUUGACAAUGGAAGGAAGUUCAUAUAAUAUUUGGCAUAUAGGACAGAGCAAUAUGAACAUUUUAAAAGUAUGAAAUUCAACUAGCAUGUUAUGAUUUGUUAGUAAUUGCAACAGUUGUUUGAUUCUGUUUAUUGUAUUUUUUAUAUAUCAGAUGCCCUGGUUGUGGUGAUGCACUCACCACCCAGUGAUAGAGAUGGACACAAAUAACCAGUCAUGAACUGAACUGUACACAAAAAUGGAAACUUUUUUUAUUUAGGUAUUUUUAUUAUUUUUUAGCACAAGUUGGAAUGGCCUUAAUUUUGUUUUACUUGCUUAAAUAUUGUGUAUUGGCACAAAGUGCACAUCUUGAUUUGCUAAUUACAGUUAUGAUAAUAAUCCAAGAGUGCACUUCAGAAGAAGGAAAAAAGUUCAGCAAAUCCUUUUUAUUUUUCAUUAAAAUGUGAAAACACUGAAUAUUUUGCAUGAAUAUAAUUACAAUGGCAGAUAUUUUUGGCUUGUACAAAAAUGUGAGCAAUUUGAAGAAAAAAGGAAUGUACAAUUUCUGCUGUAAAUGUAUAUAACUAAAUAUUUAUUGAAAUAUGUCAUUAUAAGUAAUUCUAAUUACAAUUAAAGGUUUUCUGAA